UUCUCUGAGGAGGGAUACCGUCUGGUUGUGGAUGGAUACAGGGGCAGAAUGUACCAUCAUGACAUCAUCUGUGUUGAGCAGGAAACAGCUACUGUCACCGCCCUCAAGCCGGGUCAUGCGACACUAACAGUUGCACACAACAGUAUCCGACGCAACUGUGUUUUUCAUUGAAACAUUGUGUUGUAGGGCAUAUGAGUAUAUUGUUAUGGCUCCAAGCUCAAAUGUGACUCAGAUCUGCCCCCUGAAAUAAUGUCCCAACUCCCUUGCACUUCUGUGUAUGUGGUGAAGCCCAGCUAUAUGACAGUGAGUGUUGAGGAGGAAGAGGACAGAUGGGUGUUGGAGACAGGGCGGCAGUAUUAUUUGACUGUUCGUAUCCAUGACAGCAAGGGCCAUGUGGUUCACCUGUCACAGAAUGUGGUGAUUGUUGUGGAGGAGACUGAGGGGUUAGUGACACUCGAGUCUUCAUCUGAUCCAUCCUGCCAUCUCUUGCAGACCAUCAUGAAAGGAAAGACUUUAAUACAGGCCUCACUUUAUAGCAUCUUCUCCAAGGGUGGUGAAGAGUGGCCUGUCAUCCCACCAAUCAGAGUGCGACAGGAAGUCAAAAUCUACAACCCCCUUACCCUGCAGCCCUCUGUGAUUGUGUUUCCAUGGCAACCCCACAAUAAGCUGUAUCAACACAAUAUUCAGGUGGAGGGAGGAAGUGGCUCUGUGAAAUGGGAAGUGUCUGAUAGUGAAAUUGCCACAGUUACAGUAAAAGGGGUGGUCCUAGCAGGAAAGAGGAGGGGCCAGGCUGAAAUUCUGGUUUCAGAUUCCAAAAACAUCCUACAUAAAGUAGUCGGGAAGGUGAUGGUUGUGAGGCCUGGCCGGUUGCAGCUGAUUCCUCAGAGGGGCGAUUGUCAUGUGGGGGACAGGAUAGACAUUCCCUUGGCUCUUUGGGGCAUUCAGGACCCACCAAACAUUUGCUCUCAGACACAUUAUGUCUUUGAUGCACAUUCAUACACUCACAGAACACCAGUACAAAUUCUCAGGCAAACUUCUUCUCCAAUACACACAAUCCUCAGUGUGGAGAGCCCUUACUGGAGGACACAAAUCUUGUAGCAGUCACAGACUGCUCUCAGCUCUCUCUACACGUCCACACUGAACCUUCCGGCAUCUUUACACGCAUAUCAGGUGCAGCAUCUUCGCCCCCUCUCCAUCUCUACAAUUGCACAUAGUUCAUCCAUUCACACUCUACUGAUUCCUUCAAUAUUAUCUUGCUCUGAUGGCCCUUUCAUUCACCCUCCUGCUCUAAUUGUUUACCUAGGGGCAUAUCGAACAUGAGGAAUAAGUGAUAUACUCCCAGUCACACACAGAGACCCCCUCCCAGCUUACUUUUUCUUUUUGUCUCCCAUCCCCCCCUCCCUAUUUAGGACUUCCUCUCCACUGCACGCACAAAUUAAAAUAGGAUUAAUUAGUUCAUUUCUCUUGGUUUAAUUUAAAGCACUAGGAAAAUCAAUACGUGCUCUCUCCGUGUAAUCCGGUUAGUACAUUAGCCCGUAAACAUCAAGUUGAUGGAGUGUAUGCAUCUUUGUGUUUGACACAGGAUUUAUGUACAGAUAACUUGCACAGCUGUCCAGCACGUGAAGCCAAUACUUGGAUUGUGGAAAUGUGAA
Ctenopharyngodon idella (grass carp) is the source of this 1652-nucleotide messenger RNA. RefSeq names its product nuclear pore membrane glycoprotein 210-like. The transcript is spliced from 6 exons. Gene Ontology annotation, cellular component: nuclear pore. Lineage: Eukaryota; Metazoa; Chordata; Actinopteri; Cypriniformes; Xenocyprididae. Bases 250 to 1098 code for a protein of 282 amino acids. The record is from RefSeq and is a predicted model, not a curated record.